UGCACCACCAACCCAACAAACUUGCACUUACAAUUUACAAAGAAACAAAACCUGUUCCAAUCUUUCCCCGUCAUGUUUGUUUCUCUUUCACUCGUCUGUUUGGUCUGAACAACUGCCUUUUUCUCUUAUUUAUUAGCUUUGCCUACUUUCAACAAAUUUGUCCAUUGUUCCCCACUUUGAAUGAUGAGUGGAAGAAACAGGUUUCCUUUUACUGCAUCUCAGUAUCAAGAGCUUGAACACCAAGCUCUAAUCUUCAAGUACAUGGUCUCAGGCAUCCCCAUACCACCUGAUCUCCUCUUCACCAUCAAGAGAAGCUGCUUGGAUUCCUCACUUCCUUCAAGGCUUUUCUCUUAUCAGCCUCAACAUAUCGGAUGGAACUGCUUCCAGAUGGGAUUGGGGAGAAAAGUGGACCCAGAGCCCGGAAGGUGUAGGAGAACCGAUGGAAAAAAAUGGAGAUGCUCGAAAGAAGCCUACGCAGAUUCGAAGUACUGCGAAAGACACAUGCAUAGAGGCAAAAACCGUUCAAGAAAGCCUGUGGAAGUUCAUAGUAGUGCUACUACAAUGGCAAACCCUUCAAGAGCAACCCAGAACAUCUCAUCAAUCACCAAGACUCAGUCUUCUUUUUCUUUGUCCCAAGUCAAUCAUCCCUUUACGUAUCCCCAUGCAUCGAUACCUCCUGGGGCUGGCCUGUCACCUCAAGAAAACACAACCCAUUCUCUCUUGGAUUCUGGCUCCAACUCCCAGACAAACACGGAUUACAGAAGAAACAGUUAUGUUUAUGGGCUAAAAGAAGAGGUGGAUGAGUAUGCUUUUUUCUCUGAGCCUUCCCGGACAGCGAGGAGCUUCUCUGGUUCUUCUGUGGACGAUUCAUGGCAACUUGCACCACUAACGAUGAGCACUUCUUCCUCGAAGCAGAGGAGCUUCUCUGGCUUACAGAGUGAACACUCUUACUUGCAGCUUCAAAGCCUCACCGAUCACAGCACAAAACAAAGCAAACAGGACGAUGAUGAACAUUGCUACAUCAAAUUCCAAAUGCCCGAUAAAUUGGACAAAGGAGAACCCCCAAAGACAGUCCAUCGUUUCUUUGAUGAAUGGCCACCGAAACAUAGAGAUUCAUGGCUCGAUUUGGACGAUAAAUCAUCAAACAACUCAACCACCAGGCUCUCCAUAUCCAUCCCUUCACAUGAUUUUCCCAUCUUCAAUUCAAGAGCUCAUAAUGAUGGCUGAAUUUCAAGUAACAGGUUUCUGCAUUAGAGGCCAAGGAUAUACUUAGUGGGGAUCACUUCUUCCUGUGAAUUCCGACUGUUUAGUUCCCUUUGUUUCUUUCUUCCCCAUCGGCUUUUUUGUUUUUUCGCAAAAUUUGGUUGAACCGGGUUGUGUUUUCUGUCGCGUUUGUUAAUGAAGGAUCCAAUGACUUCAAUUUACGUUGAUCCUA
Messenger RNA from Hibiscus syriacus, 1435 nucleotides. Its product is annotated as growth-regulating factor 1-like. The coding region runs from base 181 to 1227 and encodes 348 amino acids. The record is from RefSeq and is a predicted model, not a curated record. Gene Ontology annotation, molecular function: ATP binding. Gene Ontology annotation, biological process: DNA-templated transcription; developmental process; regulation of DNA-templated transcription. Gene Ontology annotation, cellular component: nucleus. NCBI's taxonomy places the organism in Eukaryota, Viridiplantae, Streptophyta, Magnoliopsida, Malvales, Malvaceae. The transcript is spliced from 4 exons.